This is a messenger RNA of Drosophila willistoni, 5413 nucleotides long. RefSeq names its product protein grainyhead (gene grh). The coding region runs from base 1094 to 5131 and encodes 1345 amino acids. The record is from RefSeq and is a predicted model, not a curated record. NCBI's taxonomy places the organism in Eukaryota, Metazoa, Arthropoda, Insecta, Diptera, Drosophilidae. The transcript has 15 exons. Gene Ontology annotation, molecular function: DNA-binding transcription activator activity, RNA polymerase II-specific; RNA polymerase II cis-regulatory region sequence-specific DNA binding. Gene Ontology annotation, biological process: regulation of transcription by RNA polymerase II. Gene Ontology annotation, cellular component: nucleus.
CAACGUUUUCCUAAAGCAAAACAAAUGUUAACAAAUGUGAGUUCCAAAAUGCACAAACCUAUGCCCGCCCGCCAGCAACAGCAACAACUACGGCAACACCACCAACAGCAACAGCAGCAGCAGCAACAACAACAACAGCUUCACAUACCACAAUAUCUACAGAUAUUAGAAGCCAAACUCAAAGCCAUUGUGUAAGCCAAAAAGAAAAAAAAAAGCAUAGGCCAUAAGCCCAAGACGCAGACACAACUACAGCAACAGCAGCAACAACAACAACAGCAGCACAAAGUGGCGAAAGGUGCACCCACCAGCAACAUACAGCAGCAACAGCCUUUGCAAUCGUUAGUUCGUUGGUUUUUCUUAGUGUUUGUGUAUAUAUAUUUCUUUUUUUGGCAUUUUGGCAUGCGUUGAGCUCGAGCUAUCACUCCCUCUCACUCUAUAUCUCUCUGUGUCUCUCUCGCUCUGUCUGUCUCUUUGACUCCUGGCUCCAGUUGGGACACGUGAUAAGUGCAAUCUUGUGUGAUUCGUGAUCGUGUGCCAUAGAUCCCAGCUCAAUCCUUUUCGAUUAGUGCCAAAAAAAAAGAAACAACAAACAAACAUCAAAAAGUCCUUCAACAAACCAACGAACUUUACCUGUAGGAAUUGCAGCUGUUAAGCCAAAAUGUAAGUAAAUUUGGGCUGAAAUUACAACGAAAGAGGAAGUCAAAAGUGGAGCGUGGAGUUUGUGUAUGUUGCAAGUUCCUUAGUGCCAUAAAACUACGAUAUUGAAAGAGCAGCAACAGCAACACAAAACCUAACAAUAGCAGCAGAAACAGCAACAGCAACAGCAACAAGAUCCAAGUGCCUUCGAAAACCAUUUAAGUGAUAUUAUUAUGUUUAUACUCAGAACAACAAACUUGCCACCACCACCACCACCAACACCACAAAUAACAACAAAUACAACAACACGAAGAACAACAACAAAUAUCAUCAACUUCAUUUCCAUAACAAACUGAACGAGUGCAAUCCAGAAUCAAGUUCAAAUUAGUUCAUUAAGCCAGACGCAAGCGAAAUAAGAGAAAUCGCCUUUUCUAUAUAAUUCUUUUAUAUAUAUAAUAUGUCCACAUCCACCGCCACAACGAGUGUCAUCACGUCCAACGAACUCUCGUUGUCCGCCCACGGACACGCCCACACAUUGCAUCAACAUCCACACAGUCGUAUUGGUGGCGGAGUCGGAGUGGGUGUCGGUGUUGGAGUCGGAGUCGGCGUUGGAGUCGGAGUUGUUGGUCACUUAAGUGACGCCUCACUCUCGCCCAUACAGCAAGGCGGUGCCAAUAUUGUGGCAACCAGCAGCAAUAGUUCACCACUGGCGGCCAACGGUGUUCCUUUGUUAACCACCAUGCAUCGUUCUCCGGAUAGCCCGCAACCAGAGCUGGCCACAAUGACAAAUGUGAAUGUCCUGGACUUGCAUACAGAUUCAUCCAAACUCUAUGACAAAGAGGCUGUUUUCAUAUAUGAAACACCGAAAGUGGUAAUGCCAGCGGAUGGAGGAGGCGGUGGUGGUCCAGAUGAUGUUAUAGAUGCUAGAAUUGCAGCCCAGCUCAGUUCACAGCAACAGCAGCAGCAGCAGCAACAACAGCAACAGCAGCAGCAGCAGCAGCAACAACAACAGCAGCAACAGGCAGAUAAUCAACCACUGGCCCGCAUCGAAUUCGAUGAGAAUCAAAUUAUUCGCGUUGUGGGACCUAAUGGCGAACAGCAGCAGAUUAUUUCACGUGAGAUUAUCAAUGGAGAGCAUCACAUCCUGUCGAGGAAUGAGGCUGGCGAGCAUAUACUCACUCGCAUUGUCAACGAUCCGACGAAACUGAUGCCCAAUGACAAUGCUGUCGCCAUUGCCAUGUACAAUCAAGCCCAGAAGCUGAAUAACGAUCAUCAUCAGGCUGUCUAUCAGACGUCUCCCCUGCCCUUGGAUGCAUCUGUUCUGCACUAUAGCAACGAUAAUAAUGUGAUCAAGACUGAGGCCGAUAUCUAUGAGGAUCAUAAGAAGCAUGCGGCAGCAGCAGCGGCGGCAGCCAGUGCCGCUGGCUCCAUAAUCUAUACCACCUCCGAUCCGAAUGGUGGGGUCAAUGUCAACGUUAAGCAAUUGCCACAUCUCGCUGUGCCACAGAAGCUCGAUCCGGAUCUGUAUCAGACGGACAAACAUAUCGAUUUGAUCUACAAUGAUGGAAGCAAAACAGUGAUCUACUCGACCACAGAUCAAAAGGGACUGGAGAUCUAUUCGGGCGGUGAUAUUGAUAGUCUGGUCUCUGAUGGUCAAGUUGUGGUCCAAGCGGGUCUGCCAUAUGCCCCAACCACAAGUGCCACCGGCCAACCAGUAUAUAUAGUGUCUGAUGGCGCAUUGCCAGCGGGAGUCGAAGAGCAUUUACAAAGCAAUACCAAUAGCUCGGGCAAACUGAAUGGCCAGACCACACCUAUCGAUGUCUCUGGCCUAUCGCAAAAUGAAAUUCAAGGCUUUCUGCUUGGUUCACACCCCUCAUCAUCAUCAUCAUCGGCUGCCACCACAACUGGUGUUGUCUCCACCACAACAAUCUCGCAUCAUCAGCAACAGCAACAGCAACAGCAACAGCAGCAACAUCAGCAACAUCCCGGCGAUAUUGUCAGUGCCGCAGGCGUGGGGAGCGCAGGCUCAAUUGUCUCAACGGCCGUACAGCAGCAACAGCAACAGCAGCAGCAACAGCAACAACAGCUAAUUAGCAUCAAACGAGAACCCGAAGACUUGCGCAAGGAUCCCAAGAAUGCAGCCAAUGGUGGAGCAGGCCAAGCGGGUUCGGUCAUAACGCAGAAGAUUUUGCAAGUCGAUGUGGACGCCACAACAGAAGCGGAGUUAGAGUCAGAGUCAGAUUCAAUUCAUUCACCACCAACUAGUCCCCACACAGAGACAGCCACGACUGAUCUAGAACUAGCGAUGUAUGCUACCACGGGCGGCACACAGAUUUACCUACAGACCUCACAUCCGACAACAACAAGCAACAGCUCAGCAGCCUCAGUAGCAGCAGCGGCGGCAGCAGCAGCAGCAGCACAGAGCUCAUUGCAACCACAGAGUCCCAGUCCGGGACCAUAUAUCACAGCCGAUAAUUAUGGCAUGUAUACGGCAACAAGAUUACCACCCGGUCCCCCGCCCACAACCAGUACCACAUUCAUAGCUGCAGAGCCCUAUUACAGGGAAUAUUUUGCACCCGAUGGCCAGGGUGGCUAUACGCGCAGUUUGUAUGGGGAGGAUGUUAGCGUAUCAUCCCAACCGGGAGGCGUUUUAACCUAUGAGGGACGCUUUAGUAGCAAUACCGCCCCAUUAACUACAACCACAGUGCUGACCAGCACUCAUCAUCAUAAUCCGCAUCAACACCAGCAGCAGCAGCAGCAGCAACAUCCACAGCAGCAGCAACAACAACAGCAGCAGCAGCAACAACAAUCGGAUCCAGGCAAAAGUACUCCAAUCUAUGCCAAGGCCAUUACAGCUGCUGGACUCACAGUGGAUUUACCGAGUCCUGACUCUGGCAUAGGUACAGAUCAUGCCAUAACGCCGCGGGAUCAGACCAACAUUCAACAGUCAUUCGACUACACGGAAUUAUGCCAGCCGGGCACCUUGAUCGAUGCCAAUGGCAGCAUUCCCGUUUCGGUCAAUAGCCUUCAACAGCAGCAGCAACGAACUGUGGUCCAUGGCAGCCAAAAUAGUCCAACCACCUCCCUGGUAGACACAAGCACAAAUGGCUCAACGCGCUCAAGGCCCUGGCAUGAUUUUGGACGACAAAAUGAUGCCGAUAAAAUACAAAUACCAAAAAUCUUCACAAAUGUGGGCUUCCGUUAUCAUUUGGAGAGUCCGAUUAGCUCAUCGCAGAGGCGCGAGGAUGAUCGCAUUACCUAUAUCAAUAAGGGUCAGUUCUAUGGCAUUACAUUGGAAUAUGUGCACGAUGUCGACAAACCCAUUAAGAAUACAACAGUAAAGAGUGUGAUCAUGCUAAUGUUUCGCGAGGAGAAGAGUCCCGAAGAUGAGAUAAAGGCCUGGCAAUUCUGGCACAGUCGUCAGCAUUCGGUGAAGCAAAGAAUCUUGGAUGCAGAUACAAAGAACUCAGUUGGCCUCGUUGGUUGCAUCGAGGAAGUGUCACACAAUGCCAUUGCCGUUUAUUGGAAUCCAUUGGAGAGCUCUGCCAAAAUCAACAUUGCAGUGCAAUGCCUGAGUACGGAUUUUAGCAGUCAAAAAGGUGUUAAGGGUCUGCCGUUGCACGUACAAAUCGAUACGUUCGAGGACCCCAGAGAUGCCACAGUCUUUCAUCGUGGCUACUGUCAGAUAAAGGUCUUCUGCGAUAAGGGCGCCGAGCGCAAGACACGCGAUGAGGAGAGACGUGCAGCCAAACGGAAGAUGACAGCCACCGGGCGGAAGAAACUGGACGAGCUCUAUCACCCGGUUACAGAUCGAUCCGAGUUCUAUGGCAUGCAGGAUCUUGCCAAGCCGCCGGUACUCUUCUCACCCGCCGAGGAUAUGGAGAAGGUAGGUGUAGGUGGUCAACGCCAGCCCCCACUACCCAUGGGCGGCUACAAUUCGAAUUCGAACUGCAACUCGAACUCGCAUUCGCCCUUGCAGAGCUUCUAUGGCCAUGAGACUGACUCGCCGGACCUGAAGGGGGCAUCACCAUUCCUGCUGCACGGCCAGAAGGUUGCCACACCAACGCUCAAAUUCCACAAUCAUUUUCCGCCCGACAUGCAGACUGACAAAAAGGAUCACAUAUUGGAUCAGACGAUGUUGACCAGCGCACCACCGAUGAGUGAUUUUGGUCCGCCCAUGAAGCGAGGACGCAUGACACCACCCACAUCGGAGAGGGUAAUGCUAUAUGUGCGGCAGGAGAAUGAGGAGGUCUAUACACCGCUCCAUGUGGUGCCACCCACAACAAUUGGCCUGCUGAAUGCGAUUGAAAACAAAUACAAAAUCUCAACAACGAGCAUAAAUAACAUUUAUCGCACAAAUAAAAAGGGGAUUACGGCGAAAAUUGAUGAUGAUAUGAUAUCCUUCUAUUGCAAUGAGGAUAUCUUUUUGCUAGAAGUCCAACAGAUUGAGGAUGAUCUGUACGAUGUGACGCUGACAGAGCUGCCCAAUCAAUAGGCGAAAGGGCAAAACAGACAGACAAAACACAGAAUAAUCGAGAACCAAGCAAGCACAAAAUCUAUGGACACAAUUUUCGCUAAGUGAAGUUGUUUCAAUAAGCCAUUUUCAAUUAGUUGUUAAGUUUUUAUUUUAAUUGAAAUUGAACAACAAGCAGAAGGCAUAAGAUUAUAUUUAAAAAAAGAAAAAAAACAACAACAAUUUUUAUGCAUAUAUUAAACACGUUUUUGUUUAGUAAUUUAGCUACAAUGAGAUUACAUAAAUUGAAAUUGUUUGAUCAAA